AUGGAUUCUGAUGUUCACAAUUCAAAGGAUAACAAACUACAUCAUCACUCCAAGAAAAAUCUUAAUAUACUAAAGGAGGGCCCUGCUGAUUCAUAUAAAUUCAAGGAAAAACUUGUCCUCUACUUUGGCAGCUACUUGCCUGCAAAAGUCAUUAAUGAACUAUGUGUACUUGUCCGUGACAAUUCAUACGGGAAAUGCAGUUAUUUUGCUAUGCCUACUGAGAGUUUAGUUCUUGGUUUACUACAAAUUUUAGUAGGUGCUGGGUCUAAAAUAGGUGAGACAAUAGACAAGAAUGUUCAUGUUUCUGCAACAAAAUUAACAAACCCAACCAAGGAUGAUCGUGAUGAGGCUGAUAGGACGAAGCCCACCAUCUGGCCCAAACGCGUCAGGCCUCAACCACCAGUUGGCGAUGCUGGGAAAACGGCCACGACAGUACGAUGCGUCAACAAUCAGAUAAACGCGCCCUACUCUUACCUCACCUACCAGGCCCGACGCUCAUUUUUCUCGGAACGAAAUGAGAAUUCUGUUGAUCCCACAGAACUAGACAACUCAUGA
Miscanthus lutarioriparius is the source of this 555-nucleotide messenger RNA. Lineage: Eukaryota; Viridiplantae; Streptophyta; Magnoliopsida; Poales; Poaceae. The record is from the annotation of a GenBank genome assembly.